This is a messenger RNA of Exophiala xenobiotica, 1409 nucleotides long. RefSeq lists its product as uncharacterized. The transcript has 2 exons. The record is from RefSeq and is a predicted model, not a curated record. Lineage: Eukaryota; Fungi; Ascomycota; Eurotiomycetes; Chaetothyriales; Herpotrichiellaceae. The coding region runs from base 453 to 872 and encodes 139 amino acids.
GGAUCUUCUUCCACCGCCCUUGACCUACUAUUAGACACAUCUUCGCCUCAGUCCACCGACACGUUAUCAAAACUCAAACACCCUCCGAACAAUCCUCUUCACUCACUGACUGGUCGAGAUCUACCCGUCAGCUCCUUUCUCGCACGAAAAUACAUCAGCACAUCUCCCUUGCAGCACCACCCGCGCCUUACAAACACUCAGAAACUCCUUCGUCACCGCCUCUCUCACGUUACGUCUCGACCUUCCCUCUGACCUUGCUAGAGCUUGUAUAUCUCGGUCUCUCUUGCCACCUAUUUGUCACUUACCGCUCGAACGGUACUGCAAAGAUUUGGAACCACCUUGCCGACCAGCGCACGGUUCACCGAUAGUUCGGUCGCAGAGAAGCAUUGACACAAGCGGAGAAUAAUUUGACCUUUGCAAACAUAGCAACGAUCAAUAGUGACACCACAACCAUGUCUCGCAGGUCUCUCGAGUCUGAAAGGCAUAUAAUGGCCCCAAGCGUCACUUCCAAACGUACCUCCAAACGCUAUUCUACAUACUCUGCCUCCCCCAGCUUUGCGACCACGACUUCCAACUACUCCACCACCCUGGCCUCAGCAAACGUGGCCAGCCCGGAAACGGGCAUGGCCGAGAUCCGCCAGCUCACGCAAGGCCUCGACAGACUUGAGAAUAAACACCUCCAACAACAACGAUUUGUGCCCAGCCAAAAGAAAGCAGAUGAUCUGAGCAAGUUGAGCCUGGGUGCAAAGGUCGAAAGAGCACUGGGACGGCGAAUGUCGGAUCAAGAUGCCGUGUUUCGAGUGAAGAGGCCCAUUGCAAAGGCGGUCAAUUCAUUCUCUAUUAUUGAUGAAAAGGCCGUGAUCAAGGUCUAGAUGGCCGUGCUUGCAGGGUCGCAGUAAUCGAGCAUGCCGUCCAGCGGUACAUGAUUGUCCCAACGGGACAAGAGGGACUUGAGGUGCUUGCAACAUGAGAAGCACCUCAUGUCGCCAUGCACCCGAUAGACGUGGUCAUGUUGUUGCUGUUUUUCACCUUUUGGAGUACGAGAUCGAUGUGUUUGGGAUUGACGUUGACGUUAAAUGCUUUUUGAGAUACCAACUUCCAUGUUUGCAAGGGUCUGCUUUGUCUGCUUUUUGCGGGUUACACAUCAUAUCAUUACCAUGAAACGAGGGAGAGGAAGACGGGAGACUGGUACGCUUAGUCCGAUGACGGACAAUUGUACAGAGGCGCAGCUGUCCAACUAUGAACUACCGUAACGAACUACGACGGGCCACACGUUGUUGGCUUGUCCAAAUCAUAUACGGAUUGUGAAGCUCUUAUGAAUGUUCCCCAAUGGGCCUCUUUGUAUUGUACGGACAAUAAGCCGGUCGUAAACCGUAACGUAGAAAAUCAGUCGAGCACAAUUGACAGGG